AUUAAUCAAGUAAGUAUAGUGAUAUCAGUUAAUUAAUAUUUUUACCUAUUUAUCUGUGGUGCCUUACAAAAAAUAUACCAGCAUGUAACAGUGCCAUCUUAAACUUGUCAACCAUGUUUAGUAGUUGUUCUCAGCGACUCUUUUCUGUUUUAGUAUCUUUUUUUCGCGUGUGAUUUGUAAGGAGGACUUUAUUUACAUAAAUAUACAUAAACGUAUAGCAAAUAUUUGAAAACGGCGAUGUUUAUAGUGAUUUGGUUACGGGGAUUUGUGCAUUUGGGAAGGGUUGGCCGGACGUGCCACGUCACACAGCGUGAAUCCAUCUAUUGGUCAAACACAAGCAUAUGCUGCUCCUUUUUCCUCCCUAUGGCAGUUUUACGCCCCAAACAGUAAAUAAUAUUUUGCCCAAUCAGCCUAACAAAGCUCAUACCUUCGAGAAACACGUUUAUGUUUGCCAUAUGCAGCUUUAAUCGGGUUUGCAAUCGCUCCUAGCAGUCGCUCCCUUUGUGUUGGUUUCUUUUGCAUCACUUUUCAAGACAAUGGAGUCUCUUCGCCAUCAGCGCUUGCAGCCCGGUAUCGGAUACGGAGCGAGCGCGACCGGGACCCUCCGCUCCCUGCGGCCCGGUGUAACCGGCACUCUUUCCUCGGCACAGGGUUCCCACGUCUCGGUGUCUGCCUCCCCGGGGCCGCCGCCACCACCGCCGCCCCUUCAGCUCCACAGUCUCGGGUCUGGUAUCAUGGGCAGCGGGUUCGGUUCGGUGGACAUGUCGGCGGGUCUGGGUCUGUCCAACCCCACGAACCCGGCGGUUCUGAGAGAGGCAGUGGACGCGGUGGUCCGGAGCUUUGCCAAACACACGCAAGGAUACGGCAGGGUGAAUGUCGUGGAGGCCUUGCAGGAGUUCUGGCAGAUGAAACAGUCACGAGGCGCUGACCUGAGAAACGGAGCUCUUGUUGUCUAUGAGAUGGUCCCGUCCAAUAACCCCCCUUACGUCUGCUACGUCAGUCUCCCCGGGGGAAGUUGCUUCGGGAGUUUUCAGUUCUGCCCGACCAAAGCUGAAGCGAGACGGAGCGCGGCCAAAAUUGCCCUAAUGAAUUCUGUUUUCAAUGAGCAUCCAUCUCGACGCAUCACAGAUGAGUUCAUAGAGAAGAGUGUUUGCGAGGCUCUAGCCUCUUUUAAUGGAAACAGAGAAGAAGCUGAUAACCCAAGUACAGGCAUUGGUGCUUUUCGGUUCAUGUUAGAGUCUAAUAAGGGGAAAUCUAUGCUGGAGUUCCAGGAACUGAUGACGGUUUUCCAGCUUCUCCAUUGGAAUGGUAGUCUCAAAGCCAUGAGAGAAAGGCAAUGCUCUCGUCAGGAAGUGCUUGCUCAUUACUCCCAUCGAGCGCUAGACGAUGACAUGCGUACACAAAUGGCCGCUGACUGGGUCAGCCGAGAACACGCUUUAUCCGGUACCAUCAAUCGAGAGAUGGCCGCCACCGAGCGCGAGCUGGAAGAGGCUCGUCUGGCAGGACGGGAGCUGCGCUUUUAUAAAGAAAAGAAAGACAUUCUGCUAAUGGCAGUGGGGCAGCUAGGUGGGUCAAACACUACAACUCUGCCCUGCACAUGCUGAAGAGAACGAAGACGUGUCAGACGUGGCGUAUGAUUGUACCAGAUAGCACUCCAAAACAGUCUUUUUUUAAACUUGUGUAUGUGUGUUUGUGUGCAGAGAAUCAGCAUUUGACUAAUUCCGUAGACAAAAACGACAAUAUGUUUCUGUCUCUUUGAUCUGAACAUGUAAGGUAUUUUAAACUUGAACAGAAUUAAGCGCUAUAUUGCUAUUAUUCCUAUACCAGUAUUAUCCUCCAGUGUUAUCGGUUGACUGUACUGGCACGUGGACCUACUAUAUCCGGAAAAUCAGAUUUGAGGCCUUCUUUGCAUUGUACCACUCAUGAAUCCUAUUACACGUGGGCGCUGCUUUUUUAGCUAACUCGCCAAAUCACUGCCUAUUCGUUUUUGUUGGGAAAUUCAGUUGUCAACGUCAUUUAUCUAUCGCUUCACACAGUACAGGUUGAUCACAGUAGUAUUCACUAUUCUGCUUUUACAUUCACAUAAUAGCCUUGCUCGUUUAUUUCAUAUACAUGUGCUUUUGGUGAAUAUACAAGCCUUUGCUUUGUAAUGUUAAUCUUAAGUAUGUUUAUGUAAACACACAUUUAUACAGUACUUUUAAGUUAACUAAACUUUUCUACGAGAACAAAUUGCCUUAGUAUAAAUGUUUGCUAAGGAAGCGGCCACACAAUGUUUUCAUAAUACAAAGGUCAGAUUUUCUCACACAAAUCCUGGCCCAGGAAACGUGCCAAGGCCGUUUCCUCAAGCCUUCUGACUCUGAAAAACUGAAUCUGUGCCCUCAUUACAUUGCCUUCUGUUACUUUUGUGAUUGUAGAGCAGUCAUGCUCAUUCGAAGCAACGUUUUAUUUCUACCUCCUUUCUGAAAGCUUCUGUGAACAUUUAUGACUGUUUACGCAAAGAAAUAGUUCACCCAAAAAUGACAGUUUGCUAAAAAUGUAUUCACCCUCAGGCCAUCUAAGAUGUAGAUGAGUUUGUUUUUUCAGAAGAACAGAUUUUGGAGAAAUUUAGCAAUACAUCACUUGCUCGUCAAUGGAUCCACUGCAGUGAAUGGGUGCCGUCAGAAUGAGAGUCUGAACAGCUGAUAAAACAUCACAAUAAUCCACAAGUAUUGUUGAUAAUAAUGGUUUCCUCAGUGAAAAAGUAAUCACAUCUGAAUCAGAUGCAAUGCAACUGCAUAUUUCUAUAAUAUGGAUAAUAUUUCUAUAAUAUAAAAAAUGAAAUAUGCAAAUUGAGCAUUGUUUACAAGUUAAAGCAGUCCAAAGUAGUUCUACACAAUUAUGUCAGUGGAUUUUGAUAUGAGGACAACAGGGGAUGGACUGUUUUUGUACUAGAGGAAGUGUUUUUAUGGAAUAUGAACCGUUAUUUUGGCAAGACAAAAUGUGAAAAUGCCUUAAUGAUGGAUUUGUUUCUUCAAAACAUGCAGUUUUUCACACAACAAGACGUUAAAUGAUGAACUGGAGUGGUGUGGAUUAUUGUGAUGUUUUUAUCAGCUGUUCAGACUCUCAUUCUGACGACACCCAGUCACUGCAGAGGAUCCAUUGUUAAGCAAGUGAUGCAAUGCUAAAUUUCUAAAUCUGUUCUGAUGAAGAAACAAACUCAUCUACAAUAGUCAACAUUUGAAGUGAAUCAAAACCUUUCAUUGAAGUUGUCCUAAAACUAAAACAAUGCCCGUUCUUGUCUUGGAAAAAACAUUUUUGAACUUUUUUUUGAUCCACUUCAAAUGUUGACUAUAUAUCUCGAUGACCUGAGGGUAAGUAAAUUCAUAGCAAAUAUGUGACCAUGGACCACAAAACCAGUCAUAAGGUUCUAUUUUUCGAAACUGAGAUUUGUAUAUCAUCUGAAACGUGAUGACCUGAAAAUAAAGCUUUCAGUUGAUGUACGGUUUGUUAGGAUAGGACAAUGUUUGGCAGAGAUACAACUGUUUGAAUAAAUGUAAAAAAAAUCAAAACAUUGAGAAAAUCACCUUUAAAGUUGUCCACAUGAAGUUCUUAAUAAUGCAUAUUACUAAUCAAAAAUUACAUUUUGAUAUAGUUACAGUAGGAAUUUUACAAAAUAUCUUCAUGGAACAUGAUCUUUACUCAAUUUCCUAAUGAUUUUCAGCAUAAAAGAAAAAUAAUUUUGACCCAUACAAUGUAUUUUUGGCUAUUGCUACAAAUAUAACCCAGCGACUUAAAAACAGGUCCAGGGUCACAUAUGCAUUUUUUGGAGAACGUUUACUUUAAGAUGAGCGAUGCUUUACAAUAGGAUGCUUGAUUCGGUGCAACAGGAAAUAAAACCAUAUAUACUGCGUCUUAUAGACACUUGUUGGUUUCCCAACUCAGAAUGGUCCUUAUAGCCUGUACUAUGCUUAUAAAAUUAGUUUAAAUCAUCAAUAUACAAUCAAAUAUUUUUAAAUGUAAUCGCAUUCUUAUUCCAUCAUCAUAAAUAAUUGUAUUAUAUCUGAGCAUAAUGCGUUACUGGGUGAAGUGGUGAUGUAAACUUGUUUGUUAAUGUUUUGUCCCGUUAUUUGUUUCAGUAUUAGGGGCUAUGACCAGUUAGAUACCUUUCAGAUCAUUUUAGAUCAGGAGAAGCUUUGAAGUAUCACAGCUUUCUCCCUAAAAAUGCAUUUUAACAGACUAGCUGCAAAAUCCUGAUAUUAGCUCAUCACAAUGAUGCUUAGUGUAGGAUGUGCAUGGUGAGAAACAUCAGUGAUUGUCAUUAGCCAGACACAGAUGUGAAAAUGUACUUUUAAGGGCUAAUUGUAAUCACUUGUUCCAUUGUUGUGGUGCAGGAAACAUCAUAGUUUAGCUGCAGAACUGUCUUAAUAAUUCUGUUAAAGCCCUGGUAGUUUAUAGGCUGGUAUUAUAAUGGUAAUAUAGACAGUCUGUAUUACAGUUCUUUACAUGACAUAAAAAAUAACUAUUAAUUGUUAAAAUAAAGCUGUCACUGAUAAUCUAAAGCCCCCUUUUUUUAAACUUUCAUAAUGUGGAAGAUCACUUCAAAUUAUUAUUUAUUCAUUUGAAACCAUGUAUUUUGUGAAAUGACAAUGAUACAUUUUGUGAAAGAUGGCCGUUACUAAGUACUAUUUGCAGUUAUAGUAAUAUUUCUUUUUUAAUGUAAUUAUCACGUUUCUGAAAAGAAUUUCUGAGUGUUCUCUCAAUGUGAUUUUUACAAGAUCUCUAUUGUUUGUAUUUUGUCAUAUGAUUCCUUCAUAUGCCACUAAAGUGUAUUGAAAUGUAAACUGCAUUGCAUAUACAUUGCAUAUUACAUUGUGUAUAAUUUUAUACAAUUUGUUGGGUCUUUUCCCUGCUGUUUUUUUACGCUCUUGUUUACCAAAAUUAUUUUUCAAAUAAUACUCAAGGUAGUGAAUUUGAAUCAGUGCAUGUGAAUACAUUUUAUACAUUCUCUAUUUGUUUUUGUAUGAGUAGUCUGCCAUUUUACAUGUUUUAUAAGAUUUUGAUGCGUAGCCAGUUUUUUGUUGAUUUUUAUUCUUUACAAAUCAAUAAAGCAAUUUUAAUCUUACCCAUUUUACA
This is a messenger RNA of Labeo rohita (rohu), 5112 nucleotides long. It is a transcript of the gene lix1l, whose product is annotated as limb and CNS expressed 1 like. The record is from RefSeq and is a predicted model, not a curated record. Lineage: Eukaryota; Metazoa; Chordata; Actinopteri; Cypriniformes; Cyprinidae. Bases 537 to 1604 code for a protein of 355 amino acids. Gene Ontology annotation, cellular component: cytoplasm. The transcript has 6 exons. Gene Ontology annotation, biological process: autophagosome maturation.